AUGCCCAUGCUGAGAGGCAGACCGGCGGUCACACACACACGCACACGCACACACACACACAUGUCCUCCGUCAGCGGCUCCAGCAGCGCCGCCGGGCCCCGAGAGGUGGAGCUGGUGCUGGUGAAGGAGCAGAAUGGGGUUCAGUUCACCUCCUCCAGCCUGCGGAGCCCCGGUGCGCACUCACACACACACACCCACUCUCACACACACCCGUCCGGACAGCAGCGUGAGACCUGGGGCAAGAAGAUCGACUUUCUGCUGUCCGUCAUCGGCUUCGCUGUGGAUCUGGCCAACGUCUGGAGGUUCCCAUACCUGUGCUACAAGAACGGCGGAGGAGCGUUCCUGGUGCCGUAUCUCUUCUUCAUGGUGAUCGCCGGGAUGCCGCUCUUCUACAUGGAGCUGGCGCUGGGUCAGUAUAACCGUGAAGGAGCCGCCGGCGUCUGGAAGAUCUGCCCCAUAUUCAAAGGCGUGGGCUUCACGGUGAUCCUGAUCUCGCUGUAUGUGGGCUUCUACUACAACGUGAUCAUCGCCUGGGCUCUGUUUUACCUGUUCUCCUCCUUCUCCGGGGAGCUGCCCUGGAUCCACUGCAACAACACCUGGAACAGCCCCAACUGCUCCGACCUCAACGCCACGCUGCUCAACGACACGUACAAGACCACGCCCGCGCUCGAGUACUUCGAGCGGGGUGUUCUGCAUGUUCAUGAAAGCUCUGGUAUUGAUGAUCUGGGUGCGCCGCGCUGGCAGCUGACCGCCUGUCUGGCCGUGGUCAUCGUGGUCCUCUACUUCAGCCUCUGGAAAGGAGUGAAGACGUCUGGGAAGGUGGUGUGGAUCACUGCCACGAUGCCGUAUGUGGUCCUGACCGUGCUGCUCCUGCGUGGCGUCACUCUGCCUGGAGCCAUCGACGGCAUUAAAGCUUACCUGAGUGUGGACUUCCUGCGCCUGUAUGAUGCUCAGUGUUUCAGAGACGCCAUCAUCACCAGCUCCAUCAACUCUCUGACCAGCUUCUUCUCCGGCUUCGUCAUCUUCUCCUUCCUGGGAUACAUGUCACAGAAACACAACGUGGCCCUGGAUAAAGUGGCCACUGACGGUCCCGGCCUGGUGUUCAUCAUUUACCCAGAAGCCAUUGCGACGCUGCCCGGCUCUUCAGUGUGGGCCGUCAUCUUCUUCAUCAUGUUGCUGACUUUAGGAAUCGACAGCGCUAUGGGAGGGAUGGAGUCUGUGAUCACGGGACUCAUCGACGAGUUCAAGUUCCUGCACAAACAUCGAGAGCUCUUCACACUCUUCAUCGUGGUGUCCACCUUCCUCAUCUCGCUCAUCUGCGUCACCAACGGUGGAAUCUAUGUGUUUACGCUGUUGGACCACUUCGCUGCGGGGACGUCAAUUCUCUUUGGAGUACUAAUUGAGGCCAUCGGCAUCGCCUGGUUUUACGGAGUGGAUCGCUUCAGUGAUGAUAUCGAGGAGAUGAUCGGUCAGAGACCAGGCCUGUACUGGAGACUGUGCUGGAAGUUUGUGAGCCCGUGUUUCCUCCUGUUCAUGGUUGUGAUCAGCUUCGCCACCUUCAAUCCUCCCAAGUACGGCUCCUAUUAUUUCCCCACGUGGGCGACGAUGGUGGGCUGGUGUUUGUCCAUCUCCUCUAUGAUCAUGGUGCCGCUCUACGCCAUCUACAAGUUCUGCUCGCUGCCCGGAAGCUUCUGUGACAAACUGGCGUACGCCAUCACUCCUGAGACUGACCAUCACCUGGUGGAGCGCGGUGAGGUGCGGCAGUUCACGCUCCAUCACUGGCUGGUGGUUUGA
This is a messenger RNA of Danio rerio (zebrafish), 1794 nucleotides long. RefSeq names its product solute carrier family 6 member 3 (gene slc6a3). Lineage: Eukaryota; Metazoa; Chordata; Actinopteri; Cypriniformes; Danionidae. Gene Ontology annotation, cellular component: membrane. The record is from RefSeq and is marked provisional.